Messenger RNA from Oryzias melastigma (Indian medaka), 3276 nucleotides. Its product is annotated as cyclin-dependent kinase 17. The transcript is spliced from 17 exons. Gene Ontology annotation, cellular component: cytoplasm; nucleus. NCBI's taxonomy places the organism in Eukaryota, Metazoa, Chordata, Actinopteri, Beloniformes, Adrianichthyidae. The coding region runs from base 384 to 1967 and encodes 527 amino acids. Gene Ontology annotation, molecular function: ATP binding; protein kinase activity. The record is from RefSeq and is a predicted model, not a curated record. Gene Ontology annotation, biological process: protein phosphorylation.
AUUUUGAAAUCCUAACGGAAGUGGAAGUAUCCUUUCGGCGCAGCUAGUCAGAAGGGUUGCACCCUUCCCGUGAGAUUAGGUCCUUCUCCUGCCUCCUUAAACCGCCUUCGCUGCCGAACAAACGUCAUUUUCGGGCUUCAGUCUCAACGACUGUGCCCACGCGCGCGCCUUCGUUCGCCCGUCCGUCUGCUCCGGCGGACGUCCGUUUCUUCCUCGGAGUGUCUUGAACAGAAACCAUACGGAGCUGCGCGUGCCUGCGUGUGCAUCAGGCUACUUCUCUCUGGGCGGAUAAAGCGGAGGAGGAGGACAUUCGGGCCUGGAAUCUCCGCAGAAUCUGCUGGAAACGACGGACUUCACCGUUUUCAGGCCAUCACCACCGGGUUAUGGAGAAGAUGAAGAGGAUAAAGAAGCGCCUGUCGUUAACGCUGCGCCCCAGCCAGACCAUCGACGAGUCUCUAUCCGAGCUGGCGGAACAGAUGACCAUAGAGGAUGGGGGCACCAAGGACAACGAGCCUUUCAUGAGGAACGGCCGCCCCCCCACCUCCCACAGCAUGCACUCCUUUCUGCACCAGUACACCGGCUCCUUCAAGAAGCCGCCCCUGCGCCGGCCGCACAGCGUCAUCGGCGGCACGCUCGGCUCCUUCAUGGCCAUGCCGCGUAACGGCAGCCGUCUAGACAUUGUUCAUGAGAACCUGAAGAUGGGCUCUGACGGGGAGAGCGACCAAGCCUCCGGAACGUCCUCAGACGAGGUUCAGUCUCCAACCGGUGUCUGCCUGAGGAACCGGGUCCACCGACGGAUCUCCAUGGAGGACCUGAACAAGCGUCUGUCCCUGCCCGCCGACAUCCGGAUCCCCGACGGUUACCUGGAGAAGUUGCAGCUCAGCAGCCCGCCCUUCGACCAGCCGCUCAGCCGGCGCUCCCGCCGAGCCUCGCUGUCGGAGAUCGGCUUCGGGAAGCUGGAGACUUACAUCAAACUGGACAAACUGGGAGAGGGAACAUACGCUACCGUGUUCAAGGGGCGCAGCAAGCUAACGGACAACCUGGUGGCGCUGAAGGAGAUCCGGCUGGAGCACGAGGAGGGGGCGCCAUGCACCGCCAUCAGAGAAGUGUCGCUGCUGAAGGACCUGAAGCACGCCAACAUCGUGACGCUACACGACAUCGUCCACACCGACAAGAGCCUCACGCUGGUCUUCGAGUACCUGGAUAAAGAUCUGAAGCAGUACAUGGACGACUGUGGGAACAUCAUGAGCAUGCACAACGUGAAGGUCUUCCUCUUCCAGAUUCUGCGAGGUCUGUCUUAUUGCCACCGGAGGAAAGUUCUGCACAGAGACCUGAAGCCUCAGAACCUCCUCAUCAAUGAGAAGGGGGAGCUCAAACUGGCUGAUUUCGGUCUGGCGAGGGCCAAGUCGGUUCCUACAAAGACCUACUCCAAUGAAGUGGUGACUCUGUGGUACCGGCCCCCGGACGUCCUGCUGGGAUCCUCGGAAUACUCCACACAGAUCGACAUGUGGGGCGUCGGUUGUAUAUUUUACGAGAUGGCUGCAGGUCGGCCUUUGUUCCCCGGCUCCACCGUGGAGGACGAGCUCCACCUCAUUUUCAGGCUACUGGGCACGCCCACCGAGGAGAAGUGGCCGGGAAUCUCCUCCAUCGAAGAGUUCAAGUCCUACAACUUCCCCAAAUACAAACCUCAGCCGUUGAUCAACCACGCCCCCAGGCUGGACAGUGAAGGCAUUGAGCUGCUGCUGUCGUUCCUCAAAUACGAGUCCAAGGCGAGGAUUUCAGCCGACGAGGCCAUGAAACAUUCCUACUUCAGGCAGCUCGGGGCGAGGGUCCACACGCUGCCCGAGAGUGUGUCAAUAUUCACGUUGAAGGAGGUGCAGCUGCAGAGAGACCCCGGAUACAGGAACUCCUCCUACCCAGAGUCAGCUAACAACAAGGUGAACAGAAGGCAGAGCAUGCUGUUCUAGUUUCCUGAAGAGGAUGCGCCCGCACCGCCUCGCAUGAGCCCACCUCCCUCUCAGUGACCAGCCCUCACAUGCACAGUCACAUGCACACACCCGUCUGAGCGCGUGGCAGACCUGUCUGAAGACUGAGUAUUUAUUAGGGGGGGGUCAUUUGUUUUUAUUUUGCUGCUAAACUACUGUCUGUAACACUCGGUGUGUGUGGGUGAACAUGAUGUGAAGCAGAGACGGCGUGCACGCUCCGUCUCUGAUCCUCCAGCUUCCUGUCACUGCGAUUCGACUGACGUUUGAGCCCGAGCAGCGACUCCGGGUCGCUGUCCUCCUGGGUCAGAGUUUCUGUGAAUCCACUUUCCAGGUUUAGUGGCUUUCUCGGGUUGGGAGGGAGGAGGAGGGGGGCUCUGGAGGGUCAGUCAUCCUCUCUCCUAAAACAUGUCAGAUGUGUUGCUGAAGCUGAGGAGGUCCACCUCAUCACCCCAAACGUGUUCUUCGCGUGGCUGAAAAUGGGACCAGAACUGAUGAGGAGGAGACCGGAGGAGAACACAGGGGAACGAUGAGGAACGUCGGAGCUCCAGGAGAAGCCUGGAAGCUUCACGAAUGCCCACGAAACUGCCAGGACUUGAUUACGAUAAAGAGAGACGGAGUCAGACGUGAGUUUGCUUCAGUGUUCUCAGAGAGGAGAUCUUCGUUUGCACUCCAGCGUGUUUCCUCCUCCUCCUCCUUUUUUUGUGAAUCAGGGACACGGGUUUGGACCGGGCCGAGUUUACCCAACAGUAUUAAAAUGUGAGCUUUGUUUCUGUGACCUUUGACCUCUCCUUGUGCCAUGUCCCUCAGAAGUGGAACCACAGGGAGGGGAAGGGUUCGUUUGGUUAGAUUUGGUGCUGGGCUUUGACUGUAUAUGAGAACUGGACUGAGUGACUCCUCCCCCCCGGCGUUCCAAACAGGAAGUACAUGCUGGUUCCAAGAAUAGAGAAAUAGCCAUUACUCAGUCAUUCUGUAAGAAGAACCAAUCUUGAUCUGAUACAUUUUCUAACAUCUUGAUAAUCAAGGCCUCCAAACGUUUGAUUGACAGAUAUCAUGAGGCCCUCUCUUAAGUUGUGGGGGUGUGGCUUUCCAACAAGCUCACUCCUGAUUGGUGAGAGUGGUUCCCAUAGAACCAUAAACUCAGGCCAUUCACUGCUUACUGAAGACGUCUGUUUUCAACAUGGGGACGUCUGUUUUGUGACAUCACACUCUCCAGUUCCAGUUCUCCUGUACAGUCAGUGGUUCCGCUUCACUGGCACUCCAGGAUUUAUGUAUGAAAAAGAAAAAAAAAAAA